Paramacrobiotus metropolitanus is the source of this 2439-nucleotide messenger RNA. RefSeq lists its product as uncharacterized. Gene Ontology annotation, biological process: G protein-coupled receptor signaling pathway. The coding region runs from base 1 to 1275 and encodes 424 amino acids. Gene Ontology annotation, cellular component: membrane. The record is from RefSeq and is a predicted model, not a curated record. Gene Ontology annotation, molecular function: G protein-coupled receptor activity. Lineage: Eukaryota; Metazoa; Tardigrada; Eutardigrada; Parachela; Macrobiotidae. The transcript is spliced from 5 exons.
AUGGUCGGUAACGCGAGUGUUUUCUGCCGGGAGAACUGCAGUACGGAUGGUAACGUUACAGGCGGUUUCAAUAGUGCUCCGGCUUUCACCGCUGACCAGAUCGCCAGAGCCCAUUGGUUAUGGUGGAUAUGCUAUCCGGUACUGUUGGCUUGCUGCACAGUGGGCAACGGUCUCAAUCUCGUCGUUCUGAUUCGCCAGGCCAAAAAGAACAGCACCACGUCGUACAUGAUUGCCAUGGCGUUUAGUGAUCUUGUUGUACUGUGGUUAUUUUUUCCGAUAUUCUUAUGGAACAUCACUAGGACAUUUAGCCUGCCGUAUGCUACGCCGGCACACAAAAAGAUGUUGCUACAAUCUAUGGGCACUCAAGGAUGGAUACAGGAAACAUUCAUGCAUUUAUGUGACUGGGUAUUGCUCAUGUUCUCCGCUGAACGAUUAAUGGCCUUUGUCAAGCCGUUUUGGAUUAAGAAGUUGACGAGCGCAUUUUCGGCCAAUAUCAUCGUUGUCGUUCUGUUCGUGUCGUCGGUCCUUUUUAGCGUGGAGAAUUUUGUCAAUGAGCGUUAUUGUGCCGCCACAGGAUGCGGCAGCACUUACUCCGCUUACACGACAGAUGAGGGAAAACCGGCUUGGCUCGUUAAAUGGGGGGAGAUCCAGAACACCGCUGAGCUUUCCAUGAAUUUCGGCAAUUUCUUCCUUUUAUUAUUCAUCAACAGCGCACUCAUAGCAGCCAUUACCAAACAGCAUCGCCAAGACCUGGGUCGAGUCAAAUCCGAUAACGAAGAGCGCCAGAACAACCGCCGCCGGAAUAUCCAUAUUCUCCUGCUCAGCAGUGUCGUGCUGUAUCUCGUAGCACAGUUCCCGAGUUUGCUGGUUCAAGCGCUGAAGCUGGCGGACAGUGACAAUCCGGAUCUGUGGACAUUUGACGAAUCAGCGAGAAAGUUCGCCACGCCCAUCUGCAAUGUAACUCUGCUGGCUAACUACUCGGUCAACUUUUUCCUGUACUUGACCGUGAGCAAACGUUACCGCGUACAGUGCACACGGACACUGCAGACAUGCUGCGGUUGUCGUGAUAUUGCGGCGUACUUGAAUACUGAGGGCAGUGUGGGUCUUACGGGCAGCACCACAAGACGGCAGCGUAUGAUACGCUUUCUGACGUCGAAGUCUUCGAAGAGCACGUGUUCCACUUCAAUAGAAUCCAGCUCCACCAUGGAACGUGUGGCUAAACGCGAAGCCAGUCAGAAGAAGGAGCCGCUUAAAGGACCUCGGGCAGCCGUUUAAGCGCAUUCUGUAUAAAAUAAUAAAAUCAUAUUAGCCGUAAUCCGGGAUUAGUCGAAGAAAAAGCGGGAUCAUUACAUUCUGCUGUUCCCUGACACAUCGUCCGCAUCAGUGAUAAACACAUCUUAAAACGCCUUCGUCAGCAACCGACAACAAUAGCCGAUUUUUAUGGCGGUCUCCAGUUUAUCCCCGGUAAGAACCCAGAUCCUGAUCUCCGCUUGCGCCAGGCUAAACGGCCUCCGGUACACCGUCCUGCCUCUUAUUCCCUACAGCCGUGGAGCCGACCACAGCCAGGUCUUUCACAACUCCGCGGCCACCGCAUCCAUCUGCUCUUCCCGCUUUUCUAAUGUCAGCGACGCUGCAGUGUACCUGGCACUCCAUUCCGUAUAACGGUAUAAGAGAUAACUUUCCACGCUAAGCACAGCGUAAGCAACUCAUCCAGAGCGAAGAACUCCAGAUGUUUGUUCGUGAUACUCUUUAACUUGAUGAUGGAAUCAGCACCUUUACAGAAUAAUUUUCCCGUUUAGUCGCAACGGACAUCGUUUGCAAGCAUAACUGAGAUCAAGAAUCUGCAGGAGCUCAUAGUCUACAAUGCGCUCUUUCUAAUCCGUUCGAUGCGAAUCAAAUUAGACAGGCGGUACAGAAAGUAGUACCCAAAAUACCGGGCCGCGUCGACCAGUGUCUGACCAUCUCCGGUAUUCGAAGAACCGAAAUGCCGCCGAAGACCGCCUGGCGAUCCUGGUCGAAAGCGACAUCUGUUAAUUCGUCGGCAUACGGAUUAUUGGAGAACCCGCAGUGCUGACUGGGGUCACCGUUGUCAUCCAUGAUGUUGUCACAGUACCGACGACCAUUGAUGGUGCAUUUCUUAAAGGUCAUAAUGGCUCGCCGAUAUUUCGCCGACCAUCCCGAGAACGAUGGCUAAGUAAACCCAAAAAACCGAAGAACAUUAGGAACCUGGGAACCUAAGAAUCCUAAAAAACCUGAGAAAACCUCCAGUCCGUUCGCUGAGGGGAACUCGACGCUCCGUCUCUGUUGGAAAACAAUCUGCGUUGUGUUAAUGAUCAAAAUUAAUAAGAUUUAUACCUGGUAAAUUGGUAAAGUUGAUUUAGCUGCAAGUUUGACCUUUGGGGGUAGUGAUCUCUUUUCGGCAAGACAGAGAAGCAAUUG